AUGAAGAUUUCGCACAAAGGCUCCAAGCAAGUAAUGGCGAUGGCCGAUCUUGUGGAUGGCCUCUACUGGCUUCGUACAUCCCAGCGAUCCGCGAAUGCGGCUUCAGGACUAAGAGUCGAAAACCUUCAUGCGCGUAUGGGCCACGCACCGGUUGAUGUCUUGUGCAGAAUGGUCUCCAAGGGCAUGAUCAAGGAUGCCAAGAUGCCAACAAAAUUGAGCGGACCAAGCGUGUGUCAAGGUUCUCUAGAAGGAAAAAUGGUUCAACGACCGUUCCCGAGCAAUCCAAACAAGCGCCACUACGAUUCGUUUGAGCUUCUACACAUCGACACCUGUGGUCCAAUGGAAGUCGACUCGCUAGGUGGAAGCAAGUACUUGCUACUGAUCGUCGAUGAAGGCAGCGGAUGCAUGAAGGGUUUCAGUCUGCGCGCCAAGUCCGACAGCGAAGAGUGCAUCAAGAAGUACAUCAUGGCAGUACAGACGCAGUUUAACUUCAAGGUCAAGUUCGUUCGACACGAUGGUGCACACAAAUUUGCGGCGAAUUCGCUCAAGGCAUUUUACGAUGAUCAAGGAAUCGAGCAGCAGGUUACCUUUCCGUAUGCGCAUCAGACCAACGUCACGGCGGAACGGGCAAUUCGGACCAUUGUGACGAUCGGGCGCAGCAUGCUUCACUACGCCAAGCUGGACAAGUGUUUCUGGGGUGAAGCGGCAAUGGCUGCGAUUUACAUCAAGAAUCGCCUACCAUCGCCCACGUGCCAAGAUCAAACCCCGUUCGAGAUCGUCAACGGAUUUCGACCAAGUGUGAAGCACAUGCGGGUUUUCGGCUGCCGAACGUUUGUGCUGACCCCUAAGGAAAAGAGAUCGAAAUGGGAUCCGAAGGCUCGUGAAGGACUAUUCAUGGGGUACGAAGAAGUGUCAAAGGCAUAUCGCGUUUACGACAUUGAAGCGGACCAAGUGGUGAUAUCUCGCGAUGUCACAUUCGACGAAUCAACGCUUGGUUUCUCGCCGAGGCUACCACAAGAAAUUGUUGAUGACACUGCGCUGGAUAUCGAAUCGAUGAACAUCAGCGAUGAGCCUCACCCCAUGCAGUUCAAGCAAACUGGAAAACGCAAAAGCCGUUCAAACAGUCAAGAACAAGUUCUACAACGGACACUUCUUGAGCGUCGUGGAACCGGGUUAGAAGAAGCAAGUGCCCCGGAUGACUUUGAAUCGCACCAAGCGAAGCGACGAUCAAGCGCUCGAGACAAUCUGGACGAAGAGCAAAAGGGCAGUGACGAAGAUAACGAGGAUGCUACACCUCAAGUCUUUUGGCGAGCGAGUGCCAAUGCAGUCGAAGGUACUGACUUGUCUGAGCCGACAACGUUUGAAGAUGCUGUUGGUGGACCAGAUCAAGUGCAUUGGCGUAAGGCAAUCUGUGCCGAGUUGGACUCGAUGAAACUUCGUGGCGUGUUUCGAGCGACCAAACUGCCGUCUGGACAGCAUACCAUUGGCACCAAGUGGGUAUUCAAGAUCAAACGGAAAGCUGAUGGAUCCAUCGAGAAAUACAAGGCGCGUCUCGUGGCAAAAGGGUUCAAGCAGAAAUAUGGCAUCGACUACACGGAAACGUUUUCGCCGGUAGUCAAGUACGUGACGCUGCGCAUGGUGGUUGCAAUCACGAAGUACUUUGGCUGGACACUGGACCAACUGGACGUGGUGACAGCUUUCCUUUACGGAGAAAUGAAGGAAAAGGUAUUCUGCGCGAUCCCAGAAGGAGUCGAAGUUGAUGAAGACUUUGACUGCUUUGAACUGGUCAAGGCGAUCUACGGACUAAAACAAGCAUCGCGCGUAUGGAACGAGACUUUUCAUGAGUUCGUCUGCUCCAUUGGAUUUCAAGUCUCCGAUUUUGACCCGUGUCUUUAUCUCAAGAUUGCAAGUGGCGAGUGCGUGCUUUUGCUGGUAUACGUCGAUGAUGUGUUGGUGACUGGCAGCUCAACCGAACUGAUUUUGCGCACCAAGAGUGACUUAAAGGCGCGUUUCGAAAUGACCGACAGUGGGAAGUGCGCAUUCGUGUUGGGCAUCGAGCUGGUGGACAACGACAACGGUAGCGUGACGAUGUGCCAGCGACGCUACGUGGAAGAUGUUCUCAAGCGUUUUGGCAUGAGCGACUGCAAAGCCGUCACCAGCCCAACAGACAUCAGUUCUCGACUCAUACCAAGUACCGCAGCAACUAAAAUCGACGCCCCGUUUCGUGAAGCAGUAGGCGCUUUGAUGCACUUGAUGACCGCGACACGACCGGACAUUGCCUUUGCUGUGAGUUACGUUUCGCGCUUCAUGGAGAACCCCCAAGUCGAGCAUUGGAUGGCGGUCAAGCGCAUUUUGCGAUACUUACAAGGGACUAAGUCGCACGGUAUCUGUUUCAAGCCUGAUGACAAGAUAGACUUCUGUGGCUACUCGGAUGCAGACUGGGCCGGCGACCAUGCAGACCGCAAGUCGACUUCAGGAUAUGCGUUUAUCCUGAUGGGUGCUCCGGUGAGCUGGGGAAGCAAAAAGCAGUCAAGUGUGUCGCUGUCAACAAGUGAAGCUGAGUACAUUGCACUAAGUCUGGCGAUUCAAGAAGGCAAGUGGGUGCAUCGAUUGCUGUGCGAGAUUCUGGAUGCCGCAGAGGACAAGUCUGGACCCGAGCUCAAGAUCAUGGAAGACAACCAGUCGUGCAUCAAGAUGACGAAGAAUCCUGUGAACCAUGGUCGGGCCAAGCACAUCGACAUCAAGUACCAUCACAUUCGUGAUGAAGUCAAGCGUGGUGAUGUCAAGUUGGAGUACUGUGAGACUACGAUUAUGUUGGCGGACAUCAUGACCAAGGGACUGCCAGGACCGCGUCACAAGGACUUGACGGCAGCGCUCGGCAUACACGCGUGUUCGCAUUGA
Messenger RNA from Peronospora matthiolae, 2901 nucleotides. NCBI's taxonomy places the organism in Eukaryota, Oomycota, Peronosporomycetes, Peronosporales, Peronosporaceae. The record is from the annotation of a GenBank genome assembly.